AUGGAUCUCUUUCUAUUUAUCAUAGCUCUUCUUAUUAACACUACUUAUGCGGUUUUAUAUCGACCCGUCGUAUUGAUGCAUGGUGUUACAUCAACAGCUGCUGAUAUGAAUGAACUUGGUGGUUGGCUUACCGCAUCAUUUCCUGGUAUCUACGUUAUUUCUAUCGAAAUUGGCAAUGGGUAUGAAGAUUCUUUUUUAUUACCAAUGAAUAAACAAGUAGAACUGUUUUGUGCCACUGUACUUGCUGAUGAACAUUUGCAUGAUGGCUUCAACAUGCUUGGCGUUUCACAAGGCAGUUUAAUUGUUCGAGGAGCUGUCGAACGAUGUUCUUUGCCUGUUUACAAUUUGAUUACCCUGGUUGGUGCUCAUCAAGGUGUUUUUGGUGAUCCUCCUCUUAAAUCACUUCCUCCUCAAUUUUGGGAUUUAAUUUCAAAAUAUGCCUAUGAAGAAUCUGUUCAAAAUGUGAUAAGUAUUGCAGGCUUCUGGCGUGAUCCUUUCCAACUAGAAAAAUACAUAAAUCGAUGUCAUUUUCUUCCUGACAUAAACAAUGAACGCGAAGUUCGCAAUGAAACUUAUCGCAAAAAUAUGCUCAAACUGAACGCAUUCGUUAUGACCUAUUCAGACAUCGAUGAAACUAUUACACCACCACAAUCAGGUUGGUUUCUAGGCUAUGCAUCACAUGCAUUACAACCUGAAACAUGGAAUCAGUCACGUCAAUUUACCGAAGAUCUCAUUGGAAUGCAAACAUUAUCUGAGCAAGGCAAAUUACACAUGUUCAUUGGCCACACACGUCAUGCGGACGCUCAGCACGCUCCUGAUAAAGAAUUCUUUUUUCAAAAUAUUUUGCAAUUUUUCAAUAAUACACUAUCGUAA
Messenger RNA from Rotaria socialis, 873 nucleotides. The record is from the annotation of a GenBank genome assembly. Lineage: Eukaryota; Metazoa; Rotifera; Eurotatoria; Philodinida; Philodinidae.